UUUUCCUUUCUGUUUUCUGUUUGGGUUACGACGGACGGCGACUCAUUUUUAGCGGAUCAUAGUUGUCAUCUUGCAUUUCAACUGGGAUAUGGCGAUUUUUUUCUUUUUCUUUUUACUAAGUGAAACGAAUUUUUUUCUGUGACCACCCCGGGGAAACGAACCCGUGUAACACUACCUACCCUACCUAUGUUCACACUAUUCGCUUUUGGUUUCCUCUCUGCUAACCCGGUUUCCGGGUGCAGAACUCGUGUUUUAUUAUGGGAUGUAAAUUUGGACCUGGGCAUGAUCAAGGAAGACAAAAAAACAAAGGAAAAAAAAAAAAAAGAUGAAAACGAAACUUUUGUUCCUUUUUUCGGUGUGGAAAGAUGGAAAGGAGUUUUUCUUGUCUUUAUUGUGUGUGUGUGCAUAGCAUAUGGCGUUGAUGCCUUCUUACAGCCAUUAGAUGCUGUCUUGAGCAUGAAAGAUAUACUACUCAUGAAAUCGAGCCUGCUUUUGAUUUAUUGUCUACAUCGUAUCUAUUGUAGUUUAUUUCCGCCUGUAGAGGCCAGCGAAUUAUAUGCAAUCGAAGUCGGAAUUGUGGUCUUGGACGUAUAUAUUCAAGCUAAAUGCAGUACACGGUAGAUGAAGGAGAUCAUUAUUCUAGUGUUUCGUUCAUGAUACAGAUACCAGGAUGAAAGGUUACCCACCCAAACCCGAAAGUGUAGAGAGACAGAUUGCGAGAUUUGCUGAGUGAAGAUGAUGAAACCAAGGCAGAAUCAGUAACAUCGUAAAUCAUGGUCCUAAAUUGAGAAGGCAGGCAGAAAA
Aspergillus wentii DTO 134E9 is the source of this 804-nucleotide messenger RNA. RefSeq lists its product as uncharacterized. Lineage: Eukaryota; Fungi; Ascomycota; Eurotiomycetes; Eurotiales; Aspergillaceae. The transcript has a single exon. The coding region runs from base 187 to 621 and encodes 144 amino acids. The record is from RefSeq and is a predicted model, not a curated record.